This is a messenger RNA of Chenopodium quinoa (quinoa), 2785 nucleotides long. RefSeq lists its product as uncharacterized. Gene Ontology annotation, cellular component: ribosome. Gene Ontology annotation, molecular function: 5S rRNA binding; structural constituent of ribosome. Lineage: Eukaryota; Viridiplantae; Streptophyta; Magnoliopsida; Caryophyllales; Amaranthaceae. The record is from RefSeq and is a predicted model, not a curated record. The transcript has 3 exons. The coding region runs from base 566 to 1669 and encodes 367 amino acids. Gene Ontology annotation, biological process: translation.
UUACUCCAUACUUCUAACUCAAUCUUAAACUUCUUUUAUAUAUAUAAAAAAUAAAUUGUCUAUCUCAAUUCUCAAAUCUUUCUUUUUCUGAAUAGUAUCUCAAAUCUUUCUUAACAUUCUUGCAGUGGCGGACCUACCCUUGGUCCAGGUAGGUCACGUGACCUGUAAAAAAAAAAAAAAAUUUAAAAAAAAAAACACGGACAGUCUACUGGAAGGGGAAAAGAAACAAAACAGAGACCAACUUCAAAAUUCAUGCACUCAUUCUCUCAAAUCUCAAUCUCUCUCUUCGCUCUUCGCCGCCGCACCGCCGCUCGCCGGAGUCGCCACCGCACCGCCUCGCCGAGUCUCCGGCUGCUCCAUCCGCAUACACUCGGCGCUCUUCGACUCUUCUUGCUGCCAGGUGGUUUAUUCCGGCGAGGCGGCGACCACCAGCCUUUUCUGGUGAACAGUGGCCUUAAUUUACUUCCUCUUCCUCUUCUACGAAAAAUGGUAUGUUGUAACUGAAGGAUAGAGUCGAUUUUGAUGACAUUUCAAAUUUGUUAGCCAUUGUUUUGUGCUAAACCGCAUGAUGUUAGUCUUAUUGAGAAGAAUUGCUUCUUCGAAUUCGAUAGUAAAUCCUUGUAGUAUUACCCUCUUUAAUAGAUAUGUUUCGAGCCGGGUUUGUAUUGAUAAGGAUGAAAGAAGUUCUUAUUCAUCAACUUUGGUCGAGAAUGACAAUGGUUUAAGGAAUCAUCUUGGAGGGAUUUCUAAUGUGCCAUUGCUUUGUCGGGAUCAACCUCAACUUGAUAGUCGUGAAAUUGAGGUUGUUGAUUUAGAUACUUGGUCUAUUUCUUCGGGUUUGUCUAGUGUUUUAAAGAGUGAACAAAAGGAAUCACAGUUGAGAAUGGUUGGUUUAGAGGAAGUAGAUGAUCAUCCUGAUCAGGUUGAGGGUGAUCCCGAUAUUGAUGAGAUUGAAGAUAUGAGACUCUAUGGAAGCCUUUUUUACAAGAUUGAGAAAAGUUCGAUGGAGUUUGAAGAAUACAAAUUUGACUAUCAUGGAAAGAAGUUAAAGUCUAGUACAAAUGAUGAAAAGGAAAGCAAGAAGAAAGAAAGCCUGAAAUGUGAUUUGGCUCAAAACAGGCAAAAGUCUUUGAAGGGUCAGGACAGUCAGCAGGCGAGUAGCAAGAAGCCAGGUUCAAAAGAUUGUUUCUUGGUGAACAAGGAGCGGCUUGUUAAAACUAUCGAGGAGAACUAUGUUAUUUGUGAUCAUGAUCGUGAUGGCUCAUCUGCUGGGAAAAAGUUAAGAAGCCCGACUUUCAACCAGCUCACGGGGCCUUUCCAUGAACCUUUUUGUCUUGACAUUCAUGUGUCAAAAGGUUCAGUUCGUGCUUGUGUAGUCCACCGAGUAACAAGCAAGGUUGUCGUUGUUGCACAUUCCAUUUCUAAAGACAUGAAAUUUGGCCUUGGGUCUACCAAAAGUAGAGUUGCUGCAUCCUCUGUGGGAACAGUUCUAGCACAGCGUGCUUUGGCUGAUGAUAUUCAUGAUGUAAUUUAUACGCCCCGAAAAGGAGACAAGUUGGAGGGAAAGCUUCAGCUCGUCCUUCAAUCGAUUAUAGAUAAUGGGGUUUAUGUUAAGGUAAAGCUUAAGCAGAGGAAUCCUGGUAAACCUAUUAGAAGACAUGUUGACUAAGUAUAAUUUGUUUGGUUGUGGCUCAGUAGUUCCAAGUUCCAGCCAUCUACGCUCUCAAACAACUUGCUUAGCCCUGUUGAAAUUAGGAUGUUUGGUAAAGCCAGUGACUCUGCACUCUGGAGCGUGCCAAAGGGAAACAAAUUCUCGAUAUUCCAAUUGGCAAGUAAUUCGGCUGGAAUUUGGAAUUUGGAAAUUGGUGUUUUAACUAAUUCUAGAAUCAAGUAAAGCAUCAGGCACUCAGGCAGUAUGCCAAAUACUAGUCCACAGGUAUUAAGUGUGGCACUGUGAUGAAAUAUGUAAAACUAUCAAGUAGAAGCUAAUGAGUGUGGUGGUGUACCAUCCAAAAUUUUGGUGUAACAUCCAAUAUCUUGUACUGCUUUUGAGCGUGGUGGUGUACUAUCUGUAAUUUUGCUGCUACUGAGUUUGGUGUUGUUGAUUUGCAAUAUAAUACAAGCAAAGAAAACUAAGUGUAUGCAAAAGUGAAUAAUCCUGAUCAUUAAGAGCUGCAUCUUUUGCUAGCCAUUAACAUUCGACAGUGGGACACCAAGUGACUUUUCUCUUGCUGCUAGCAAGUAUCGUGCAACCCCCCAAAAAAAUCUUCCUGCAAACUUGCCACUUUGCAUCUGCAUUUCAAUGGCUUUAUUCCUCUCUGAUAAACAUUAAUGAUAAUGGUAUCAGCUUCCCGAGUUGUAAACUCAGAGCUGCAUCCCUGAAGAAAUAGGAAAGGGAACAUAAAUGGAAGAACAUAAGCAUAUGGAUGAAUAAGGUGUUUUAAGCAAAGCUGGAUAUGGUUUGAGGUUGGAGACUGGAAGAAUUCUAAUUGAAAUUAAGUGACAAAAAGUCAUCACUGAAUAUAUAUUUUCUCUUCUUGAGGUAAAAUCUUUCUCUGUCUGAGUAAAUUAUUGAUUAAAUUGACAUCUACUUCCUAUGGUUUGGUAAAAUCUUGCUGCAUUGUUUGAACCAUGAUGUUAAAGUCUAAAAAGAGUGGCUUUUUGUAAAUGUUAAUUUGAACCUCAUCUGGUUUCUAGGGACAUAAAAACAUUUGUUGUAUAAUGCAGGGGAAGUUUCUGAAUUGGGUUGGAAAAUUUAAACUUCUGACGAUAAUUUCCUGUUGAA